Messenger RNA from Xylaria bambusicola, 396 nucleotides. RefSeq lists its product as uncharacterized. The record is from RefSeq and is a predicted model, not a curated record. NCBI's taxonomy places the organism in Eukaryota, Fungi, Ascomycota, Sordariomycetes, Xylariales, Xylariaceae. The coding region runs from base 1 to 396 and encodes 131 amino acids. The transcript has a single exon.
AUGGCUCCGAUCCCUGACGACAUGCCUCAUUACGAUGGCGCCUCACCACUGGAUGGAGGAGGCAACCCAGCUAGUCUGGGGGGCGGCGAUGCUAAGUUUUCACUCACUGGCCUGGAGAUAGGCCUCAUUGUCGGCGUCGUGUCCCUUGCUGUAGUCAGCCUCGUCUGGCUGUUCUUCUGGAGAUCUCGCCGAAAUCGCCCAUUCAGACAACCGCGCACGCCUUCCAUCACGACCACUCAUGGCCACGACGCAGAACUUAUCGACACGAGUGGACUACGUAUUCCAACACCCAUUUCCAAAGAUGAUCGAGCUAGUACCGUCGAGAAAGACGAAGUUGCCUCAAUUGACCGCCCGCCCCGUUCCCAGCGCCGCCUGAUGACGAAUUGGUCUCACUAG